Molecule: messenger RNA, 883 nt
Organism: Lotus japonicus
Lineage: Eukaryota; Viridiplantae; Streptophyta; Magnoliopsida; Fabales; Fabaceae
Exons: 2
Coding region: 106-657 (183 amino acids)
Cellular component (GO): cytoplasm
Molecular function (GO): protein-disulfide reductase activity; oxidoreductase activity, acting on a sulfur group of donors, disulfide as acceptor
Source: RefSeq, a predicted model, not a curated record
UUUCCCCCAAUUGUCUCACAUUUUCAUUCAUCACACGCAACGCAACACUUUGUCAUUUUCACAUUCCUCUUCACUCUCCCUCCAGAGCUGCGAUCCUCUGCAUCCAUGGCCACCGUGCAACUCCAAUCCCUCUCCCUCCUUCCCUCCUCUACACUCCCUUCCGUCACCGUCUCUUCACCGAUCUCCGCCUCCUCCUCCCUCUCCGGCCGCAGAAGCUCUGCCAGGUUGCUGCACUACACCAGCCUCAAGCUCCGAUCCGUCGCCGGAACUCGUCUUACCGCAUCAAAAUUCGCGCCUCGCCGAGGACGCGUCGUGUGCGAGGCACAAAAUACUGCUGUUGAAGUGACUUCUAUUACUGAUGCUAAUUGGCAAUCACUAGUCAUUGAAUCUGAUACUGCUGUAUUAGUUGAAUUCUGGGCUCCAUGGUGCGGUCCCUGCCGGAUGAUCCACCCAGUAAUUGAUGAAUUGGCAAAGGAAUACGCUGGUAAGCUCAAGUGUUACAAACUCAACACUGAUGAGAGCCCUUCAACUGCUACCCGGUAUGGGAUUCGAAGUAUCCCUACUGUCAUUAUCUUCAAGGAUGGUGAGAAGAAAGAUGCAGUUAUCGGUGCUGUGCCUAAAACAACAUUGAUCUCAAGCAUAGAAAAAUUCUUGUGAGGUGGUAAAAGCAAAGAAGGCUUCAUAUUUAUUAGCUUCCUGCCAUUAAGCCUAAGUUUGGAUUGUUUGCUUUCCUAAAUAAUCAAUUAUGGUCGGCCCUGUAUAGUUAUGGGAUGUUAUCAUGUUUUCUGUUCUUUUAGAUAAAUAUGGUUACCAAUAUGCUGUGUAAAUUUGCCUUCAUAGGACGUUGGAAUCCAUUUACAUCUUUAGCAUCCUUUUCCUUUCA